Molecule: messenger RNA, 975 nt
Organism: Salvelinus fontinalis (brook trout)
Lineage: Eukaryota; Metazoa; Chordata; Actinopteri; Salmoniformes; Salmonidae
Product: coiled-coil domain-containing protein 24-like
Source: RefSeq, a predicted model, not a curated record
AUGUUUACACUGGAUACAGGAAGCAACAACAAGGUAAGUUUAGUCUUUGAUUUACUAACUAGUGUCUUCAUGGAAGAAUCCGAAAGCUGCCCACUCUCGGUGUGGAAUCUUAUCGUGGAGCAAGUCCCGGCGCCAGAGCCCCCAGACAUCCGGGGCAUGUUUGGAGAUGCUUUGAUUGACAUGUACACAGAGAUUCAUACUGAGGUCACUAUGUGGCAGCAGAUUUGGCAGACGGUGCGCCAUAAACUGGGUAACAGGCUGAAGACACCUCACUCCCCCCUGGCUGACCCCCCUGCCAUCAAGGAGCUGCUGAAAGCUGAGAUCCAACUGCUGCUGGGGACCGUGAGAGAGAGAGCAGCCUUGGAGGGCAGGGAUGGAGAUGCAGACAUAUUCCAGUACAGUCCUAGUGUGGUGAAUUACGCCUUGGGUGUCCAUAACAACCGUUGUGACACUGUGAAUAGUAGGCCUCCCUCUAGUGGAAUACAAUUCAGCCAGAGCCAACAUGCAGAAAGGUCCUGUUCCCAGAGCUCAGACAGCUCUACUACCAGCCAAGAUGACAUUGAUGGCGUGAGACACAAGCUGAAUGUCACCCACAUAGAUGAUGUUGUGGCCCACAUCAAGACUCACAGCCAGAGCUCUGAGGCUUCCCACCUCUGCAAUAGAGAACCCACCACCACCGCUCAAGACAGGGACAGCUACCUACCGCCCCUGGUCCCCUCUGCUAGUACAGACUCAGUGAACAGCUGGCCCUUGUUGUUCCCUGGUGGACACAGUCCUCUAGGCUCCUCCACACAGCUUCCGGGGAGCAAAGGGAGCUGUGAUCAGAUGAGCCCCGUAAGCAUGUUCCACCCUGCUCCCCCCGCAGUGCAGAGGCCAGCCAGCAGAGGACCGAGUGGGGCCAGGCACCUGUGUCUGCCGCAGCAGGGGGACAGGCUGGUUAGCUCCUCGCAAACUGAACUCUUUACUACAGAAUAA